UGAACUUAGAAGUUAGAACUACUCUCAGCUUUCGAGUUUCGAAAAAUUAAAGAGAAAAAAAUUCAUAUCAUCACGUCAUUUGCAGUUAUGGGGAUAAUACCUCCUACAACUGACCCAGUUAUGAUUUACACAGCUUUCUGUUUAGCAGCGGCAAGUUAUGUUCUUCUUCUAAUCCGAAACCGAUCGAAAGUUGCAGCUUCAACUAGCCGUUUACCACCCGGUCCACCGGGAUGGCCGAUUAUCGGGAACAUCUUGGAUCUUGGUAUGGCACCUCAUGCAAGUUUAGCAAAGUUGCAAAUCAAGUACGGACCACUUAUUUGGUUGCGUUUAGGGUUCGUUAACACUCUUGUUAUUUCUUCGGCUGAAGGCGCCAUGGAAAUGUUCAAAAACCAUGAUAAUACUUUCUGUAAUAGGUACUUGAAUGAAGCUUUGAAGAUAUGUGAGAAUUAUAAUGGUACAAUUACACUUGGUCCGUAUGGACCGUAUUGGCGUAUGUUGAGACGUAUUUGUACAACCGAGCUUUUCUCUCGAAAACGUAUACUGGAUACAGCUCCUCUACGUCGGAGAUGUGUUGAUAAGUUGAUAGCAUGGAUUGGUGAGGAAGCCAAAGAGACCGGUAACAGUGUGGCGAUUGCACGCUUUGUUUUUGCUACUUCGUUUAACUUAAUCUCAAACCUUAUGAUCUCUAAGGAUCUUUUAGAUCCUAAGUCUACGAAGGGAAAUCAUUUCUUUGACGUUACUUCUGAUCUAGUAGAGCUUGCAGCGAGGCCUAAUAUAGCCGAUUUCUUCCCUACGUUGAGACCCAUUGAUCCACAAGGUCUGAAGAAGAAAAUGGAAAAUAAAAUGUUGGAAGUUCUUGAAGUUGUUGGUGGUUUUGUUAAGGAACGUAGAUGCAUGAGUGAAGAAGAACGCAAGAACAAAGACAAAGAUUUCUUGGAUGUUCUGUUAGAAUUCGAAGGGAAUGGCAAAGAUGAGCCAACCAAGAUUUCAGACACCAAUCUCAAUAUUUUCAUACUUGAGUUAUUCAUGGGAGCUACAGAGACAACAAACAGUACUGUAGAAUGGGCGAUGACGGAACUACUCACUAAUCCAGCAACAAUGAAAAAAGUUGGAGCUGAAAUUACUCAAGUUGUCGGUCAUAAAAGGAGUUUCGAAGAGAGUGAUAUCGAUAAUUUACCCUAUCUACGAGCAGUGAUUAAAGAAACAUUGAGGCUACACCCACCGAUUCCAUUACUAGUACCUCGUAGCGUGAUUAAAGAUACCGAAUUGAUGGGGUAUAUCAUACCACAAGGAACUCAAGUGUUCGUGAAUGUUUGGGGACUCGGAAGAGAUCCAGCUUCCUGGGAUGCACCAUUGGCAUUCAACCCAGAACGGUUUUUAGAUUCCACCGUUGAUUAUCGUGGGCAAAAUUUCGAGUUCUUACCAUUUGGAGCUGGCCGACGUAUUUGCCCAGGGCUUCCUUUGGGUAACCAAAUGCUUCACCUUGUGCUAGGAUCAUUGCUCCAAUCUUUUGAAUGGUCUCUAGAAGAUGGUGUUACUCCUGAAACCUUGGACAAGAGUGAUAAAAUGGGUAUGUCAUUGAGGAAGGCAUCCUUGUUGAAGGCAGUACCAAAACCUGUAUGUCUUUAAGCUUCGCCAAAUAAUGUGAAAAGCUAGCUUGAAAUGAAGUUAGAUGGUCACAGGAGCCUAAUAUGUUUGUCUAUUUUCAGUUGUUUUUUUCUGUUUUUCCAUUAGUCUGUAUUUUUAGUUUGAAGUUAAACGUUGCAAGUUCUCAAAGUUCGUGACUUGUAAUCAUGUAGCUAGAUUGAUGAUCAAUAUAUAAAAAUCUUGUCUGUAUAAGUUCACCAAAA
This is a messenger RNA of Papaver somniferum (opium poppy), 1850 nucleotides long. RefSeq names its product cytochrome P450 76A2-like. Gene Ontology annotation, molecular function: heme binding; oxidoreductase activity, acting on paired donors, with incorporation or reduction of molecular oxygen; monooxygenase activity. The coding region runs from base 88 to 1629 and encodes 513 amino acids. The record is from RefSeq and is a predicted model, not a curated record. The transcript has 2 exons. Lineage: Eukaryota; Viridiplantae; Streptophyta; Magnoliopsida; Ranunculales; Papaveraceae.